Centruroides sculpturatus (bark scorpion) is the source of this 1101-nucleotide messenger RNA. RefSeq lists its product as uncharacterized. The transcript has a single exon. NCBI's taxonomy places the organism in Eukaryota, Metazoa, Arthropoda, Arachnida, Scorpiones, Buthidae. The coding region runs from base 1 to 1101 and encodes 366 amino acids. The record is from RefSeq and is a predicted model, not a curated record.
AUGGAGGCACUCUUAAACAGAAGGAAGGUACUAAAGGGACGGGUAACUAGAAUUGAAAACAUGUUAGAGGAACAUGGAGUUCAAUCUCUCGGUGAGGUAACGGCACAACUAUAUCUUAAAAAAUUAAACGCAUUAUCGGAAGAAAUCGAUCAGUUACAACAAGACAUUAUUGGAGAAUGUUUGGAAGACGAAUUUGAGGUACAUGAUGCUCAAUAUAACACACUAAUUGGUCGCGUGGAAGCCAUGACCAUUCGACUCAUGACUGUUGAACAAAAUUCAACAACCAUAAGUUUAGUGCACAACAGUGCGAAUGGAACAGAAGUUAAACUUCCAAGAUUGGAACUCCCGGUUUUUAACUGCAAGUACGACGAAUGGCUCUCUUUCCGCGAUUUAUUCACAGCAACUGUUCAUAAUAAUUCUACGCUAUCUAGUGCCCAAAAACUCCAAUAUUUGAAAUCGUCAGUACGACAGGACGCCGCUUUAUUGAUUCAAUCUUUCCCCAUCACGGAUGGAAACUAUCAGGAAGCUUGGGAUACAUUGUUAAGAAGAUACAAUCACAAUCGUGAAAUAAUUGAUUCCUACAUUCAGAAGUUAUUCGAGCAACCCAGCAUUGCACAAGAAUCAGCCACUGCGUUACGACACUUACUAGAUACAACUAAUGAGUGUAUUCGUGCACUGAAGGUAUUAAAGCAACCAGUGCAACAUUGGGACUCUAUUCUGCUGUAUAUUCUCAAAGAAAAAGUGUUUCAAGAAUCUCGUAGGCAAUGGGAACUUUGUCAGAAGGACACAGAACAACCAACAUUUAAAGACAUGACUUCAUUUUUAGAACAACGAGCUAGAGCACUGGCUGUUUCCCAAACCAAUAUUCAUUCUGGCCAAUCAAGACCAAUAUCCAGACUUCGUCCGUCUUCACAUUCCAAGCAAAUAACUUCUGCAGCACAUCAUGGUAUUGUGCAGCCAGCAUGUCCCAUAUGUCAUGGCACACAUCCAGUUUUCAAGUGCUCGACAUUUUUGGGAGCAUCGGUGAACGAACUGAGAGAUCUAGUUAAGAAGCAUGAAUUAUGCUACAACUGCUUAAGGUAUUCAUUUGUUUUUCAGUAA